AUGACAGGUUCCUAUUUGUCCCAUGACUCAUAGCAGUAUGUUCUGCUGAUUCCUUCUGUUCUACAAGAAGGCUCUUUGGAUAAAGCUUGUGCCCAGCUUUUUAAUCUCACUGAAUCUGUUGUUUUGAUGGUCUCCCUCAACUAUGGUGAGGUCCAGACCAAAAUAUUUGAAGAAAAUGUUACUGGAGAAAAUUUCUUCAAAUGCAUCAGCUUUGAGGUUCCUCAGGCCAGAUCUGACCCACUGGCAUUUAUUACAUUUUCUGCUAAAGGAGCCACUCUCAACCUGGAAGAGAGGAGAUCUGUGGCAAUCAGAUCCAGAGAGAACGUGGUCUUCGUACAGACUGAUAAACCCACCUACAAGCCUGGACAGAAAGAUGUAAAUGGCAUCGCUCAUUUUUUCUUGGACACAUGUACGUUUACAUACCCAAAUAUCACUUUGAAAGAUCCUCAAAACAAUCGGAUUUUUCAAUGGCAAAAUGUGACUUCUUUCCGAAAUAUUACCCAACUCUCGUUCCAACUGAUUUCAGAACCAAUGUUUGGAGAUUACUGGAUUGUUGUGAAAAGAAACUCAAGGAAGACAGUGACACACCAAUUUGCUGUUAAAAGAUAUGUGCUGCCCAAAUUUGAAGUUACCGUCAGUGCACCACAAACAGUAACUAUUUCAGAUGAUGAAUUCCAAGUGGAUGUAUGUGCUAAGUACACCUUUGGCCAACCUGUGCAAGGGAAAACCCAAAUCCGGGUGUGCAGAGAAUAUUUUUCUUCAAGCAAUUGUGAGAAAAAUGACAAUGAAAUAUGUGAGCAAUUUAUUGCACAGUUGGAAAAUGGUUGUGUUUCUCAAAUUGUAAAUACAAAAGUCUUCCAACUCUACCGUUCGGGAUUGUUCAUGACAUUUCAUGUCGCUGUAAUUGUUACAGAAUUUGGGACAGGUAAUUACUGUAUGCAGAUCAGUGAGAAGACCUCAGUUUUUAUCACUCAAUUGCUUGGAACUGUAAACUUUGAGAACAUGGAUACUUUCUAUAGAAGAGGGAUUUCUUAUUUUGGAACUCUUAAAUUUUCGGAUCCCAGUAAUGUACCUAUGGUGAACAAGUUGUUGCAACUGGAGCUCAAUGAUGAAUUUAUAGGAAAUUACACUACAGAUGAGAAUGGCGAAGCUCAAUUUUCCAUUGACACUUCAGACAUAUUUGAUCCAGAGUUCAACCUAAAAGCCACAUAUGUUCGACCUAAGAGCUGCUAUCUUCCCAGCUGGUUGACGCCUCAGUACUUGGAUGCUCACUUCUUAGUCUCACGCUUUUACUCCCGAACCAACAGCUUCCUGAAGAUUGUUCCAGAACCAAAGCAGCUUGAAUGUAAUCAACAGAAGGUUGUUACUGUGCAUUACUCCCUAAACAGUGAAGCAUAUGAGGAUGAUUCCAAUGUAAAGUUCUUCUAUUUGGUAAGUCUCAGUCAUGAUUCAGGAAACUUUCAGCAUCGUAUCUCUUCAUCUCCUAUUUACACAACCUGGAAUGGAAACUUCUUGUUCCCAAUCAGCAUCAGUGCUGAUCUGGCUCCUGCAGCUGUCCUGUUUGUCUACACCCUUCACCCCAGUGGGGAAAUUGUGGCUGACAGUGUCAGAUUCCAGGUUGACAAGUGCUUUAAACACAAGGUUAACAUAAAGUUCUCUAACGAGCAGGGCUUACCUGGUUCCAAUGCUAGUCUCUAUCUUCAAGCGGCCCCUGACUUAUUCUGUGCCCUCGGGGCUGUGGAUAGGAACGUCCUUCUACUGAAAUCUGAACAACAGCUGUCAGCUGAAAGCGUGUAUAACAUGGUUCCAAGUAUAGAGCCGUAUGGUUAUUGCUACCAUGGCCUCAAUCUUGAUGAUGGCAAGGAAGACCCUUGCAUUCCUCAGAGGGAUAUGUUCUACAAUGGUUUAUAUUACACACCUGUAAGCAACUGUGGGGAUGGAGAUAUCUAUAAUAUUGUCAGGAACAUGGGUCUAAAAGUCUUUACCAAUCUCCAUUACCGAAAACCAGAAGUAUGUGUGAUGGAGAGAAGGCUGCCACUCCCUAAGCCGCUUUAUCUAGAAACAGAAAAUUAUGGUCCAAUGCAUAGUGUUCCGUCUAGAAUUGCAUGUAGAGGGGAGAAUGCUGACUGUGUAGAACAGGCUAUAAUUCAAACAGUAAGAACAAACUUCCCAGAGACAUGGAUGUGGGACCUCGUCAGUGUCGAUUCCUCAGGCUCUGCCAAUCUUUUGUUCCUCAUUCCUGAUACGGUAACCCAAUGGGAGGCAAGUGGCUUUUGUGUGAAUGGCGACGUUGGAUUUGGCAUUUCCUCUACAACCACUCUAGAAGUCUCCCAACCUUUCUUUAUUGAAAUUGCCUCACCCUUUUCGGUUGUUCAAAAUGAACAAUUUGAUUUGAUUGUCAAUGUCUUCAGCUACCUGAAUACAUGUGUAGAGAUUUCUGUUCAAGUGGAGGAGUCUCAGAAUUAUGAAGCAAAUAUUCAUACCUGGAAAAUCAAUGGCAGUGAGGUUAUUCAAGCUGGAGGGAGGAAAACAAACAUCUGGACUAUUAUACCUAAGAAAUUGGGUAAAGUGAAUAUCACUGCAGUUGCUGAGUCCAAACAAAGCAGUGCUUGCCCAAAUGAAGGAAUGGAGCAGCAAAAGCUAAACUGGAAAGACACUGUGGUCAAAAGCUUCUUAGUAGAACCUGAAGGUAUUGAAAAGGAAAGGACCCAGAGUUUCCUUAUCUGUACAGAAGGUGCCAAAGCCUCCAAGCAGGGAGUUUUGGACUUGCCAAACGAUGUAGUAGAAGGGUCAGCCGGAGGCUUUUUCACUGCUGUGGGGGAUAUUCUAGGACUUGCCAUGCAGAAUCUGGUUGUUCUCCAAAUGCCCUAUGGAAGUGGAGAGCAGAAUGCUGCCCUACUAGCAUCUGAUACUUAUGUUCUGGACUAUCUGAAAUCUACUGAGCAACUGACAGAGGAAGCUCAAUCUAAGGCUUUCUUUCUCUUAUCUAAUGGUUAUCAAAGGCAAUUAUCUUUCAAAAACUCUGAUGGUUCCUGUAGUGUGUUUUGGAAGCAGAAUCAGAAAGGAAGCAUAUGGCUCAGUGCUCUUACUUUUAAGACAUUGGAGAGAAUGAAAAAAUACGUAUUCAUUGAUGAAAAUGUUCAAAAACAGACCUUAAUCUGGCUUUCAAGCCAACAGAAAACAAGCGGCUGCUUUAAGAAUGAUGGCCAGCUUUUCAACCACGCCUGGGAGGGUGGAGAUGAAGAGGACAUUUCACUCACUGCAUAUGUUGUUGAGAUGUUCUUUGAAGCUGGGCUCAAUUUCACUUUUCCUGCUCUACGAAACACACUCUUUUGCCUUGAAGUGGCAUUGGACAGUGGUGUCACUGAUGGCUACAGUCAUGCAAUUCUAGCUUAUGCUUUUGCCUUAGCUGGAAAAGAGAAGCAAGUGGAAUCUUUACUCCAAACCCUGGAUCAAUCUGCCCCAAAACUAAAUAAUGUCAUCUACUGGGAAAGAGAAAGGAAACCCAAGACAGAAGAAUUUCCAUCCUUUAUUCCCUGGGCACCUUCUGCUCAGACUGAGAAGAGUUGCUAUGUGCUGUUGGCUGUCAUUUCCCGGAAAAUUCCUGACCUCACCUAUGCUAGUAAGAUUGUGCAGUGGCUUGCCCAAUGGAUGAAUUCCCAUGGAGGCUUUUCUUCCAACCAGGUGAUUUAUGUAGGCCUGAUAUUCAUAGCAAUAUGUUUAAUGCAGAAGCUGGGGGAAGAGGGGCUCUUCUCUAAGAAUCAAAACACUGUCACCUUUAGCAGUGAAGGAUCCAGUGAGAUUUUCCAGGUUAACGGUCAUAACCGCCUACUGGUCCAACGUUCAGAAGUAACACAGGCACCUGGACAAUACACAGUAGAUGUGGAAGGACACGGUUGUACAUUUAUCCAGGCCACCCUUAAGUACAAUGUUCUCCUACCUAAGAAGGCAUCUGGAUUUUCUCUUUCCUUGGAAAUAGUAAAGAACUACUCUUCGACUGUUUUUGACCUCACAGUGACCCUCAAAUACACUGGAAUUUGCAAUAAAUCCAGUAUGGUGGUUAUAGAUGUAAAAAUGCUAUCAGGAUUUACUCCAACCAUGUCAUCCAUUGAAGAGGUAAAUAAUAGAAGCCUAAUCUUUCAGCACAAAGACAGCUACAUAGAGUAUAAAGAUAAAAUAAAUACUUGUUUAGCCGUAGUUUAGCAAAACAAAACUAUAGAAUUCUUCUUCAACAUUCACCUUUGUAUUUUUGCACUAACACUGGAGAGCUGGUGUACUUCAUUUGUACCAAUUAGCAGUCAGUAUUUCCCAUGGUUCAUCAUAUGUUUUUCUUUAGUUGUUACCUGUGUUUAUGAAAACAUCAUGGCACCAAGGAAUGUUCCAUAAAACAGAACGUGACGUAGAAAAGAGUGGACAUUCAGUUCUGCAGUGGUGCUGUCAUUUAUUCUAAUAUCUAUUCUCUAUGCUUCCCUAACAAUUU
Gorilla gorilla gorilla (western lowland gorilla) is the source of this 4480-nucleotide messenger RNA. RefSeq names its product ovostatin homolog 2. Gene Ontology annotation, molecular function: endopeptidase inhibitor activity. NCBI's taxonomy places the organism in Eukaryota, Metazoa, Chordata, Mammalia, Primates, Hominidae. Gene Ontology annotation, cellular component: extracellular region. The transcript is spliced from 31 exons. The record is from RefSeq and is a predicted model, not a curated record.